Molecule: messenger RNA, 1395 nt
Organism: Ichthyophthirius multifiliis
Lineage: Eukaryota; Ciliophora; Oligohymenophorea; Hymenostomatida
Exons: 7
Biological process (GO): mitochondrial respiratory chain complex I assembly
Cellular component (GO): mitochondrion
Molecular function (GO): protein-arginine omega-N symmetric methyltransferase activity
Source: RefSeq, a predicted model, not a curated record
AUGCCUAAUGGAAAACAGAUUCCCUAUGCAACAUAAAUGGAUUUAGCAGAAAUACCAAAUGAUCUUCCUUUAAUUAAUAAAAUAAAGGACUUAAUAUAUUAAAAAGGACCGAUAUCAUUAAGUGAAUAUUGGCAUUUAGCAUUAUUAGAUGAAUAACAUGGAUAUUAUAUGAAAAAUGACGUAAUUUCAGCUAAAGGUGAUUUUAUUACAUCAGUUGAAAUAUCUUAAAUGUUUGGUGAAAUUUUAGGUAUUUGGACCAUAAAUACUCUUUAAUAAAUUGGUGCUAUAAAUUUAAGUAAUACAAAUUCAGAUAGAGAUAAAAAGAAAUUUUCUUUAGUUGAAUUCGGACCUGGAAGAGGUACUUUAAUGAGUGAUAUAAUAAGAGUUUUAUACCAAUUUAAUCUUUUAAAUGGCAUAGAAAUAAAUUUAAUAGAAUAUUCGCCUUAUAUGAGAAAAUUAUAGCAAGAAAAAAUUAUUAAUUAGCUAUAAAAAUACGGAAUUUAUAUGUCAUAUGAUUAUAAUGAAGCCAAAAAAAGUAAAGUAGAACGUUUUGUGAGCGAAAACAAAGACAUUAUUAUGAGUAUAAGAUGGUUUAAAAUGUAUGAAAAUAUGCUUUUUGAAGAUUUUGGAGAUUUAGUAAUGCCUUAAUUAGAUUAGAAAAAAUAAAAAAGUUUAAAGCCUAUAAUUGUUUUUGCACAUGAAUUUUUCGAUGCUUUACCAGCACAUUAAUUUGUAUAUUAAAAAGGUAAAGGCUGGUGUGAAAAAUUAGUAAAUAUUAAUUACGAUUCAAUGAAAAUGAAAAAUUUUGAUUGGAUUCAUUCUGAUGGGCCUAAUGAGAAUGUUGAGAAAAUUUUGUAACCAAAAAAAACUUUUGCAAAUGAAAAAAUGAAAUAAAUAAUAGAUGGUGAUUAAAUAGAAAUAUAAGCUAAAUCUCCUAUAAUAAUUAAUUCUUUAUCUGAACUCAUAUAAAAGACAAAUGGAGCAAUUCUUUCUAUAGAUUAUGGUGAAAACUAAGCAUUUUCAAACAGUUUUAGAGGAAUUAGAAAACACAAAUUUAUCAAAAAUGAAGAUAUAUUGGAAUAUCCAGGUUAAAUAGACCUCUCAGCUUAUGUAAAUUUUGCUCAUUUAGCCGAAGCAUCAUAAUAAGUGAAAGGAAUAAAAGCUUACGAUAUAAUGACUUAAGGUUUAUUUUUAGAAUCUAUGGGUUUAAAUACAAGAUUAGAAAUGUUAUGUAAAAAUGUAAAUAUUUAAAAAAAAAAAGCUUUAGAAGAAGAAUAUUAUAGACUAGUAUCUCCUGAAGAAAUGGGAGGUACAUAUAAAGUAUAAUAUAUAGGAUUAUAAAAAAAUGGAGAAGUUUUUCCUUUUAUAUCUAAUAAUUAAUAAAUAUAUUAUUGA